CUCUGUCUUCGCGCUCGGUUCAGCUGUAGGAAUAAACGGUAAACGGAAUCGCGUUCAAUCCCUAUUUCGUUCUUCUCCGACUCGAAUAAUAAUAAAAUAAUCACAAGAAAAGGAAUCCUCAUUCGGUUAAAUCAUAAGAAUAACGUGUUAAAGAAAUUUAAAGAAAUUGUGCAAUAAGUAAAUGAAAUCAGAGAACAAUCAACGAAAUAAAAGAAUCUCUCAAGAGUAAACAGUUUUCAUUUCAAAAGAAUAAACAAAUCUACAGAGCAACAAUUCUCUCACUCGUUUGCUCGCUCUCACCUACACCCCUACAAAACUCACUCACACACACACGCAAACACAAACACAGCAACAUAAUGAGUGUUUGUGAGAGCAAAGCCGUUGUGCAACAGCAACUGCAACAGCAAUUGCAGCAACAAGCAGCCGCUGCUGCCGCCGUCGCAGCCGCUGCCGUCGCACAGCAACAACAACAACAGCAGCAGCAGCAACAACAGCAACAGCCCCCGCAAGUGGUGGUGCCGCAGCCCCAUCUGACGCCCCAACAACAGCAACAGAGCACACAGAGCAUCGCCGACUAUUUGGCCCAAUUGCUGAAGGAUCGCAAGCAGUUGGCGGCAUUCCCGAAUGUCUUUACGCAUGUGGAGCGACUUUUGGAUGAAGAAAUUGCACGCGUGCGCGCUUCACUCUUCCAGAUCAAUGGGGUCAAGAAGGAGCCGCUGACGCUGCCCGAGCCCGAGGGUGCUGUCGUGACGAUGAACGAGAAGGUUUAUGUGCCAGUUCGUGAACAUCCAGAUUUCAAUUUUGUCGGUCGCAUUCUUGGACCACGCGGCAUGACAGCCAAACAAUUGGAGCAGGAGACUGGCUGCAAGAUCAUGGUCAGAGGCAAGGGAUCCAUGCGCGACAAGAAGAAGGAGGAUGCCAAUCGUGGCAAGCCCAAUUGGGAGCAUUUGUCCGAUGACCUGCAUGUCCUGAUCACCGUCGAGGACACCGAGAACCGUGCCAAGGUCAAGCUGGCCCAGGCUGUAGGCGAAGUUCAAAAAUUGCUUGUGCCGCAAGCCGAAGGCGAAGACGAGCUCAAGAAACGCCAACUAAUGGAAUUGGCCAUAAUAAAUGGCACCUAUAGGGACACAACAGCGAAAUCUGUCGCAGCUUUCUCAUGCGUUGGCUCUCCCUCUGCUUCUGUUCUGUAUCCCGCAGUUUGCGAAGAGGACUGGCGUCGUCUGGUGGCUGCAUCCGACAAUCGCCUGCUGACGCCCACCGGCCUGCCCGCUGGCUUGGCCGCACAGAUACGUGCCCCAUCAUCGGCGCCGCUGGGCGCCCCAUUGAUACUGAAUCCAAGGAUGUCCGUGCCCACAACGGCGGCCAGCAUAUUGUCGCAAGCGCCGUCGGGUGCCUUCGAUCAGAGCGGCCAUCAAAUGAUCUUCGCCCCGUAUGCAGAUUAUGCGAACUAUGCGGCACUCGCUGGCAAUCCUCUGCUCACGGAAUAUGCUGAUCAUAGCGUAGGCGCCAUUAAGCAGCAGCGUCGUUUGGCCGCUAACAGAGAGCACCCCUAUCAGCGCGCAACAGUCGGUGUGCCAGCCAAGCCGGCGGGUUUCAUUGAGAUACAGUAAACAACACAACCAAUAGAAAGCAAAAAAAAAUUAAAUAAAUAAUAACUUCAGAAUUUUGUUUCGUUUUUAGCGAAACUUUAAUCACAAAAUUUAUCAAACGAUAUCACGCACAAAACAAAAAAAAAAUUAAAGAAAAAAUAAAAGAAAAAUUCGAAAAUCAAACAACAGAUAUUCGAAUUUGGUGGUUGUUGGGCCCUGAUUGUGUUUGUAACCCAACAACCAUGCAAUUUAGAUCAAUUAUUAUAAACAUUUGCUGUAUUAAUAACCACACAUCGAGAUGCCACUGUAGCCAAUGAAACACCGCCGGAGCUGUUGGCCAGGCCAGGCUGCCGCUUUGCCCUGAUCGGUCGUCACUCGAAUCAAAAAAAAAAAAAACAAUUGCCAAUGGGCAAGUGCAAGUGCAAGUGGCACCGCCUCCACAGGUUAGUUGUGUUUUCCACUCAUUUAUUUUCUUUACCAUAUCAAACUGUUACUUUCUCUAUAUGUUAUCCUUUUUUUACGCGGGGAAUAAAAUGCAAAUGGCUUCUGUUCCGUUUUGCAUUUUAGUCCGUAAAUUUUGCGAGUUUUGACAACAACAAACAAAAAAAAAAAACAUGUACAGACACACAUGAUGCUGCUGAAACGAAAAGUUGUUUAUUUUUCUUAGAUAUGAAUAUUUAAACACACACACACACGCAAUCUUUUUAUAUUGUAUUUUUUUCCUUUGUUUCCACGUUGACUUGUGCCUUUGAUGUUUUAGAAAAAAAGAAAAGAACAAAAAAAAAAAAAAUUCAAAAAGAGAAAAGUUUUAUGCAAAAUCAGUAGACUGUAGUAGACUUUUCCCUUGUAUUACUCUCGAAUAAGCCAUAUACCAUAUAUAUAUAUAUACAUAUAUAUACUCUUUAUGAGAUAUGAAUUUUACAUGUGUAUCCUAGGCAAUAAGUCUUCCCUGUUUAGUCUGUAACGAUUCUACGAUUAUUUUGUAUUAUGCGUUCGAAUGUAAAUGAUGUUGCAAUUGAACCGAAAACCCGAAAGUGUACCACAAUAAAGAUCAAUGAUUUUUGUUGAAAUGCAAAACAAACAGAUCAAAAUAAAAAAGAAAAUCUAAAAAAAAAAGCGAACACAACAAAAACAAAACAAAAUCCAUACCAAGUCUUAUGAUUCUUUUAAUUGACUUCUUUCAGAAAUUCUCCACGGAGAACAGAGAUCUCUUCUCUCUCGAAAAACUUUCAACCAAAAAAUCUAACGCUUUCCAAAAAC
This is a messenger RNA of Drosophila obscura, 2849 nucleotides long. It is a transcript of the gene how, whose product is annotated as protein held out wings. Gene Ontology annotation, biological process: regulation of mRNA splicing, via spliceosome. The transcript is spliced from 8 exons. The record is from RefSeq and is a predicted model, not a curated record. Gene Ontology annotation, molecular function: mRNA binding. Lineage: Eukaryota; Metazoa; Arthropoda; Insecta; Diptera; Drosophilidae. The coding region runs from base 357 to 1610 and encodes 417 amino acids. Gene Ontology annotation, cellular component: nucleus.